GGUAAUUGUCUUAUUAUGCAAUUUAAAUAUGGCGCUAUUUCUGUUGGUAUUUUAGUAUGUUUCUUGAAUUGCUAGAUGGCACAAAAUUUCUUUUCUGUCGGUAUAUUAGUUGCCAAUAAUACCGAGUAAAUACGUAUAAUUUAGUUUGACAUAUUCGAGAUUGCAACAGUAAAAUUAUUAUUUUAAUAAAAUAUAUCAAAAAUAUUAUGUUUACUCCGUAGGAGGGAAGAUUAAAAACAAAAUAAUACAAAUUCCCGUACUAACAAUUGUAAUAUUGCAAUCACAAUAGUCAACAUCUAGUAAUUUUUUUGCUAGGAAUUUGUACUUAAUCUUUAGUAAUUUGUCUACUGUAGUAUAUAUUUACAUAUAACAAAGAUAUGUUGUUAGCGAUACAUAUACGAUUCCUUUUUGGUUAAGUAAUGUAUGAAUCACAUACAUGUACGAAUGAAUGUAUAUGUAGGUAUUUUCUUACGAUAAAACGUAUGAGGAUGAAACAGGAAGAUACAGAAUGAUAUAAAUUGACAUUGCAGUGAAGUGAAUGUCUAUGUACAAAUAACGUUAUAUGUAUAAAUUGCAUUUCAAAUAGUUUUCUAAUUGGUGUAUUUAUAAAAAAUCUGGGAUAUUUUGAAGUGAUAAUAUUACACAAUUUUAAUCUGAAAAACAAUUCAUGCAAGAUGAUUGUAUCUGCUAAACAAAGGCUUUUUUUAUUAAGUUUUUGUUUUAUAUUAAUGCAUACAAGUACAGCACUUAACAAAUAUUCUGCUAAAGCAAAUAACCCUAAGGUUGAUGAUGUUUUGGAAUUUCCCAUGUCAUUACGAGAAUUAGAUAAACCAUUUCGAAUGUCAAAAUUAAAUAUACUUUGGGUAAAAGCAAAAAACCGUUUGACAGAUGUUAAAUUACAAUCGCUAUUUAGUGACCUAAAAAUCCAUGAUAAAGAAGAAUUAGCAUUUAAACAUUAUAAAUCUGAAGAGAAGGAUUCAGAUGGUUUAGAAGAAGCAAGAUUGAGAAAGAAAUUAAUUGGUAUUAUGAGUACAUAUGAUUUGUUAGAACACUUUUCUGAUACAGAAGAUCCAAUGUUACUUAAGAAAUAUAAAGCACUUAAUGAUGGUAGCAAUUAUGUUGCUAAGGAUGUGUUUAAAGAUUCAAAAUUGAAUAAGCUUUGGGCUAAAGCUGAAUUAGCUGGCUUUACUUAUGAAGAACUUAACGCAUUAAAAGAAGAGUUUGAACAUCAUCAAGAAAAAGUAGAUGAGUAUAUGAGUUUAUUAAAAGAUAUAGAAGCUGGAGAUUCUGAAGUACAUGAGAAUAGCUUAUUAGAAAAGCCAGACAGCUGGAAUGUGUUAGAAGAGGAAGAACAAUUAUCAAAUAAUAAUGUACCUGGAAAAAAGUUGGAUUAUUUAGGAAAAGCAAAUUUGCUUAGAGAGAAACAUUUAGAGCUUAGAAAUGGUUAUGAUCGUUUGGAUAGAUUAACAGCUAAAGGACCUAAUCAUAAGGAAUUUAUAGAACCAAAAGUGCAAGGACUUUGGAGAGUUGCAUUGGAAGCUAAAUUUCCACCUAAUGAACUUGCUUCUCUUAAGGAAGAACUUUUACAUUAUGAAUCACGAUUACUCAAAUUAAGACAUCUUCAUACAGAAGCAGCUCUGGAAGCUGCACGCAAAGGAAAAUCUUAUGAUUUGGAUAAUUCUACUUCACAACAACAUAUAAAAAAACAUGCUAGGACAGUUCAAAAGCUUCAUAUGGAUCUUGAGGCAAAAAUUAUGCAAAAACAUACCGAGUUAUAAUUUUUAUGAGAUUUUUUAAUAAUUUCUACAAUAUUUGUUUUUAAUAAUUUUUUGAAUAAACAUCAACAAACCUAUAAUAGGUAUAUAAAUAUCCGAUUAAUAGAAGUUUAUAUCUGGUAUAUUGUAAAAUUUUAACUUGUAAUUUAGAUGUAUU
Vespa crabro (European hornet) is the source of this 1932-nucleotide messenger RNA. Its product is annotated as alpha-2-macroglobulin receptor-associated protein. The record is from RefSeq and is a predicted model, not a curated record. Gene Ontology annotation, molecular function: receptor antagonist activity; low-density lipoprotein particle receptor binding; heparin binding. The transcript is spliced from 7 exons. NCBI's taxonomy places the organism in Eukaryota, Metazoa, Arthropoda, Insecta, Hymenoptera, Vespidae. Gene Ontology annotation, biological process: regulation of receptor-mediated endocytosis. Gene Ontology annotation, cellular component: endomembrane system; endoplasmic reticulum. Bases 675 to 1778 code for a protein of 367 amino acids.